CCCAAAGCAGAAAGUAAACCACAUCAGGUUUCUUGAGUACAUCCGACAUUUCCUCUGGUCAGAUAUCCUUUUGUACGAAACUUUGAAGUAUGGCUAAACGCGAGUAUGAAGAGGAGCGAACGGAGCACAGGCUGAAGAAGAAGUCUAGAAAAGAAAAGAAUGCUGUGAAGGUUGCAGAAAAAUCUGAGGAUGUCGCAGGGCACGAACAGAAAUACGUCGAGUCGCGCGCAUUGAGUGAUUUGCCAGAAUCAGACAUAGAGCGCUUCCUUACUGAGAACACAAUCAAAGUGACCGACACCUUGAAAGAUGCUGCAAACCUUCGGCCUAUCAUGUCCUUCUCCCAUCUUCCUCCAUGCGACGGCAAACUCUACGAUCCCCUUGGUUCUUUCACCUCUCCGACUGCCAUUCAAUCGACAACUUGGCCCCUGCUAUUCGCUGGUCGCGAUGUGAUUGGUAUCGCUGAGACUGGUAGUGGUAAGACCCUCGCUUUCGGAUUGCCGUGCCUCAAGAAGUUGCAAGAUUCGAAAAGGAAAUCCAACAAAAGGCCUGCUCAACCCAUGGCAGUCAUGAUUUCACCAACUAGGGAGUUGGCCAAACAGAUUCAUGACCAGCUUGUGAAGUUUGCGAAACCACUGGGCGUGGAAGUAACUUGCAUCUUUGGCGGAGUCCCAAAGGAUGAACAACGCGAAGCUCUGAAGACUGCACCUAUUGUUGUCGCAACCCCUGGUAGAUUGAAGGAUCUCCAAAAUGACGGCUCGGUCGAUCUCUCAAAGGUCAAGUACCUUGUUCUGGAUGAAGCCGAUCGUAUGUUGGACAAGGGGUUUGAACAAGAUAUCAAGGACAUCAUUCUUCCCAUGUCAACGUCAAAACGGCAAACUGUCAUGUUCACAGCAACAUGGCCUCCAGUUGUUAGAAAUCUUGCUACCACCUUCAUGAAAACGCCUGUUACUGUUACCAUCGGCGGAGAUCCAUCUGCUGACCCUCGUGCGAAUACGAGAAUCAAACAGGAGGUUGAGGUCAUACAACCACAUGAGAAAGAGCCAAGGCUCGUACAGCUACUUAAUCAAAGCCAAAGGGCUCCCAAACCCCCGAAAGUCCUGGUCUUCUGUCUGUAUAAGAAGGAAGCUGUUCGCGUUGAGAGGCUUCUACGGAAUAAGGGUUUCAAGGUUGCAGGUAUACAUGGCGACCUCAGCCAGCAAGAGCGAUUUAAAAGCCUAGACGCUUUUAAGAGUGGUACUGCUACCGUCCUUGUCGCCACCGAUGUCGCAGCUCGUGGACUCGAUAUCCCUGCUGUCAAACUUGUCAUCAACGUCACAUUUCCGCUUACGGUCGAAGACUAUGUACAUCGAAUCGGACGAACCGGUCGUGCGGGGGCUGAGGGCCAUGCAAUUACCCUGUUCACUGAGUUGGAUAAGGCUCAAUCUGGAGGGUUGAUCAACGUGCUCAAAGCAGCCAAGCAGGAUGUGCCAGAAUCCCUUCUCAAGUUCGGCUCGACGGUCAAGAAGAAGCAACAUGACGCCUAUGGUGCGUUUUUCAAGGACGUUGACUCGAGCAAAGCAGCAACCAAGAUUGUCUUUGAUGAUUGAAGAUGAGUCAUUUAACUUCGCUUGUACUUGCCUCUAGAUCUCAAAAUCUCUUUGGCUUUGAUGCAUUGUGCUAGGAAGUAUUUUCUCUCAACAAACAAC
Molecule: messenger RNA, 1685 nt
Organism: Aspergillus japonicus CBS 114.51
Lineage: Eukaryota; Fungi; Ascomycota; Eurotiomycetes; Eurotiales; Aspergillaceae
Gene: dbp3
Product: RNA-dependent ATPase DBP3
Exons: 3
Coding region: 330-1586 (418 amino acids)
Biological process (GO): rRNA processing
Cellular component (GO): nucleolus
Molecular function (GO): RNA helicase activity; RNA binding; ATP binding
Source: RefSeq, a predicted model, not a curated record